This is a messenger RNA of Manis javanica (Malayan pangolin), 4400 nucleotides long. It is a transcript of the gene APOBR, whose product is annotated as apolipoprotein B receptor. NCBI's taxonomy places the organism in Eukaryota, Metazoa, Chordata, Mammalia, Pholidota, Manidae. Gene Ontology annotation, biological process: triglyceride metabolic process; lipid transport. Gene Ontology annotation, molecular function: very-low-density lipoprotein particle receptor activity. Gene Ontology annotation, cellular component: membrane. The record is from RefSeq and is a predicted model, not a curated record.
CCCCAGCAAAACAGGAACCACAAACCCCAGCUUCCUCUCACAGAGUGGCUGUGGCUUGUGGGGAGACGGAAAUGGCUGAGGUGUGAAUAUAAGACCUGAGUCACUUGAGCUGCAAUUGCCACAUGCCCCAUCCCCCACCCCCAAUUCUGAGAUCUUUUGUGCCCACUUUUUUCUUUCUGGCCUUCCCCGUCACCCUUCAGCUCAACAUGUACACCUGAGUCGUCUGCGUGGUGCACACCCAUCUCCUAGCCUGGGCUGAAAGCUGCCAUGGCGUUCAUUGGAGGGGAUGGGCAGGGCCUAGGGUGGGGUGUGUCAGGGAGAGACAGGGGAAGAGGAAGUGGGUCCUGGGGAAGACUGGCUUGUCUUAGUGGGUGGGGACGGUCACUGUCAGCUUUCUGGACACACAGCAGAGACAGGAUGGAUUUCCUCCGGCAACAUCUCUCUGGGCUACAUCAGGCCUUGAGGGGGGCACUGGAUUCCUUCAGCACCUUUAUCUCCUACCUUAUGGGAGAUGAGGUCCUCACUGCAGAGAGGAGGGAGGCGCAGGCAGCUGAGGAACUGGAGGAAGUAGCUGCAGGAAGGCCAAGGCCAGGGAGGGCUGUAGAGGAGGAAGCCCAGGAGGCCCUGGAGGGCCUUGGAAGCAGCCAAAGGCAGGGUGAUGGAAGGCUGAGAGGGCCUAGAGAGGCUGGUAGAUGCCAGGAGAGAGGCUCAGCUACAGAACAGACCUGGGGCUGGGGGGAAGGCAGCUCCUAUGGGUCACAAGCAGAUAAGCAGGACACUGGGGCCUGGGAAGCAGCCACAGCCACCAGGUGCCAGCAGCCAAGAGGCCUCUUGGAGACCAGGAAGAAGUCUGAAGCAGUAUCUGAGGCUCAUCAAGACAGGAGUAGUCCAGCUCAGGAAAGUCAGGAGCCCGAUGAGCAGGAAGUGAACAGAGGGGAGACACUGAGAACCUGGGAACAGGAGGAGGAGGAGGAAGAGGUCAGGGCGGAAGAGCCAAGGGUGGCAAGAGGGGCAGAGUCAGAGUGGACCUGGCACAGGGAGCUUGAGGAAAAGGCCAGCACUGGUGGGCAAAAGGUGGCAGGGGACAGCAGGGAGUCAAAGCAGGUGGUCAAGGAGGCAGUGGAAGAGGAGAUCCAGGGGCCUGGCACCAAAGGGGCUGUGAGGGAAGAAGAGGUGGCAGUAGUGGCGAGGGAUAGCCAAAGCAUAAGGGCCCCGGAGCCACAGGAGCCAGGGACAGAAUCUGAGGAUGGGGCAACCAAGGGCAGGGAGGAGGCUGGGACAACCUCACAUGGGGAAGAGGCUGGGUCAAUCUUGGGCAGAGAGGAGGCCAGGGUAACCCCAGGCAGGGAAGAGGCUGGGUCAGCCUCAGGAGGAGAGGAAGCCAGGAUGACCUCAGAUGAGGAGGAGGCUGACCUACCAAGAUUUAGGGAGACAGAAUAUGGGAUAGUCCCAGGAGAAAGGAUCUCAAAGGACAUUGGGAGAGUCUGGACCCUAGAAGAGGCCUCCAAGGGAGACCAAGAGGAGGUGGAUGAGAAUAGGGAGGCUGAGAUAAACCUUUUCCCCAAACAGACGCAGGCCCUGGGAACUGAGGGAAUGGAAAAAGCAGCUAAGGACCAGACAGCAGGGAGGGAGACUGCCAAAGGCCAGGGGUCAGAGGAAGAGGUAGGGGAGGACUUUGAAGUCCAGGCAGAUGAGGGUUGGAAAGAGGCUGUGGAAAGGCAAGACUCAGAGGUCAGGGCUGUUCAAGUCAGUCUGGAGGAUUUGGUGCAGGCAGAGGAGGCCAAGGCGGAGGAAGAGAGUUGCUGGGCUGCAGAGGCUGAACUGCUCACGGGAAGAGUGACAAGCAAGGCUUAUGGUAAUGCUGACUUGGAGGCCACUCCAGAGGCCAGGCCUGAGAAGGAGUUCAGUGGAGAGAGGAGUGAGGAAGAGGCCCAGACAUACCAAGAAUUAUUUGGGGUGGAGGGGAGUGGCCUCAAGCAGGAGAGGACUGAAGGCCAGGAACCUGAACUGAUGGGAUGCCCCCAGACCCCAACAGAGCAACCUAAAGAAGGGCAAGGGGGUAAGGAAAAGCCCUGGAACAUUCCAGCCUUGAGCAAAGAGCAAAUGGAAAGGAGCCUGGAGGAAUAUCCCAGGAACAUGGGGUAUACAAAGCCUGACACUUUUGAGGCAGAAGCCUGGGAAAACUGGAGAAGAGAUAUGGAGAGAGAGGAUAUCCAGGAGGAAAAAGCAGGUGCUGAGGGAGAGGAGGGGGCUGCAGGAGGCCAGGCACAGGAGGCUGAGGCUGAAAGAGACCGAGAGUCUGCGCUGCCAGAUGUCCUGGAGUCUGGCGGGGGGUAUAAGGAAGCAGAGUGUGAAGCAGAGGAGGGAGAGGCCCCUGGAGCAGAGAUCCAGGAUCUGGGUGGAAGGUGUGGGGCAGAAGCAGGGACAGGUCAGUCACUGGGAGAGUCAGAUGCCAGAGAAACCAAGAAUGAGGAGGUGGUGCCCUGGGGGGCAAACAGAACAUUCAGUGGAGACCAGAGACUGGAAGAGGUGUCUCUGAGUCUCCAAGACAGUGAAGACACCUGGGCCAGUUCUUUGGCUUCUGUGAUUGUGGAGGAUAAGGCAGCUCACGACGGAAGGGCAGCUGGGGCUGGGGAAGCAUGGGGUGUGGUCUUUGGGACAACCUGGGACUCAGAAGGCAGAGAGGAAGCUGAGGGAGGUGGGAAGCUGAUGGAGGCUGCAGAGGGAGAGGAUAGGGGAGGGCGGGGGUUUGGCCUGGAGGGCUCAGAGGAGGAGGUGACUCGUAGAGGUGGCAGAGCAGGGGUUGUUGAGGGUGAGCCUGGGAAUGGGUGGGCAGAGGUCGGGGAAUCUGCAGUGGCACAAGGAAGCUGCAGGAUGGAUGGCUUUACCUUGGGUUCCCGGGUGGUGGGGGCUGAGGGGACCAAGGCCAUAACGGAGGCUAAGAGGCAGCCAGGAGGGAAGAUGCUGUUGGAAAAGGAGGCUGGGGGAUGGCAAGGGAGAGAGCAGGGGCAAGGCAGUCAGGGACAGUGUGGGGACCACCACCCUGAAGGAGAGGCACGAAGGCCCCCUGAUGUGGAGGAUGUCAAAGUGACUGGAGACCAGAGGGCAGAGGCUGAGGACACUGAUCCAGAAGGCCUGGAGGACGUCCAGGACCAAGAGGAUCAGUCAACAAGCCCGGACCCUGCUGAAGCUGCACCUAGGCCAGGUGUGGAGGCCUCAGGAGGUGCCCAUGGGGACUCUCACAGCAGCUGGAGUGAGGCCCUGCUCCCUGGGUCCCGCCUGGAUGUGUCUGCCCCAUGGAGCCGGGUACUCCUCUCCCGCAGCUCCUCACAGCGACGCUCCCGGCCCUCUUUCCAACGGGGCUCAGCCUCUGAGCAGCAGGAGGAGCCUCCCAGCACCCCAUCGGCAGAAGAGCUGUCAGUUCCUGAGCAGGGAAUUCUCCAGCCAGAGGAACCCCCAGAGCCAAGCCCCUCAAGGCCUGAAGGGACCCCAGUGCCAACCAGGAGAAGGCUUCUGGGACAUGGGUUUGGUCUUGCACACCCCAGCAUGAUGCAGGAAUUGCAAGCCCGACUGGGCCGGCCAAAGCCCCAGUGACUGGGCCCUGAGUGAGGGGCAGAAGGCUCAGGUGAACCCUGCUCAGCCUGACUCUCUCUACUACUUUGGAUGCAUCCUUUCCACUCUCUGGGCCUUAGUUUCCUGGUGUGUCAUUCAUGGAGUGGACAGUACCAGAAGUCUGCAAGAACUAUGACCUUAAGGAAUCUGACUCUCCAGUGUGGCUGAUGUGCCACCUGCCCUGCUGGGACCACCUCUCACAGCCAUCCUUACUCUGCCCCACAACCUGUCUCAGUUAUCCAGAGGGCUGAGAGGGGACAGAGACUGUUCUCCCACAACCUUCCCUCUCUGACUGUCCCACUCCCCACCCCCACCUCUAAGCUCUUUAGAGAGCCGUGUAGGAGUAAUUCAAACCUCUGGGGUUGAAGCCAGCUGAAAGCAAAGGGGUUAGGGGGCCUACAGAGCUCCAUUUGCAGUCAAAGGUUGAUGGGAAGCAGACCAGCUGCCCCGAGCCUUCAAAAUGGGAGCUCAGUCUCAGUACUCUGAUGGUUACUAUGGCAAAAACCAGCUGAUCAAGCCAGAGUAGAGGAAGGUGGGCUAGGACCCCCAAAAUUUAGGAGUGGAGUCAUGUCCAGGAUGACCAGAGGCUGCAGACUCCAUUCCAGGCUCUCUUGCCUUUGGGUGUCAGGUACCCCUUCUCUGAAAAAUAACCAAGACAAAGAGAGGGUGAGAGUGCUUUAUUAGGCAUCCUGCAUGGCAGCCUAGCCUGAGGAUUACUGGUAGGUCCUAAAACAAUAAAUAAACCAUAAUUUCCCAAACAAUAAAUAAAUAUUCAAGAAAUAAAUAUC